AUGCCUAAUAAAAAGAAAAGUACCAGUUUUAUAAAAUCCAUCACCAAGACGGUGCAACAGACCAUUGACCAACUAAUGGAAAGUCAAAGGCGACGUGAUGAAGAGCUAAUAAAAAAUAUUAGGGAAAUGCAUGGAAGCAUGAAUACUAGGUUAUGUGAGGUAGAACAUCAAGCACGAGGCACGUUUAUUAAUUCGACUGCGGCCUUAGACUCUGGAUUUGAAAGUCGACAUCCAAAUUAUCCUACUAAUUCGUCGAUGGCAGUGGGUAACUUGGAUAAUGAAGAAUACGUAGCGCCUCCGGCUACUAUGAAUCGUUUGCAAAGACAUGUGUCACACUCUAACGAUAUUGCUAACCCUUCGUCUAUUUCAGGAUUACCAAGUACCAGCCGUAAGCGCGUAGAUGGAUUGGAAAAGACAACCCAAAUUACUUCCAACAGAGAGAACAGCACAAUCGAAAAUAAUAUAACCCGUCAGCGUAACGAUGUUCCCUUAAAUGUAUACAAUAACCACAUUGUACAGCCUCCAUGCGUGAAUUGUCAGCCAUCGCUUGGACCUAGUUUUACCCCAAUAGAUUUUUCUAGUUGUGGUCAUUCACCGGCUUUGCAAAGCAAACCAAGUUUUAAGCCACAUUAUGUUUCCACUUAUGAUGGGUCCACUUCGUGGACAGAUUAUGAACGUCAAGUGGAAGAUGCGGCUCGAUUUUAUGGUUGGAGCUGCAAUGAAAAGUUGAUGGCAGUAACAUCUAAUUUGAGAGGUCGUGCACUAAGACUGUAUGGAACGAUUCCCAGUAAUCCUACUCCCACUUAUGAACAAGUACGUCAGUUAAUGCGGGAAAGAUUUUCUUUAGAUGCUCAUGCCAGCUAUCAAUACUUCAGGCAGUGUGUGCAGGGUCCUAGAGAGUCAGUAGAAGAUUUCGCCAUGGAAUUGGAGCGUUUGUCAUUGAAUGCCUUCCAAGGUGUUCCACAAGAAGUUACAUCUGAAAUAGUGGUGCAUCAGUUUAUUGAUGGCUUACGUGAUACUCAACUUCAUGGCUUGGUAGUGGCCAGUCGACCCAGAUGUAUUGGGGAAGCAUUGAGAACAACCCAAGAUUUGCAAUCUCAAAUAAAUAGAGCAAAACCUCGAAGUGUAUACCAUGUGGAAGUUGAACCUGAAUGUAAUACUGGAGGUUCACGCAAACCUCAAAAAGGUAACAAAUCGGGAAACGAAGAGGCAUCGGCUUGA
This is a messenger RNA of Calliphora vicina (urban bluebottle blowfly), 1221 nucleotides long. RefSeq lists its product as uncharacterized. The record is from RefSeq and is a predicted model, not a curated record. The transcript has a single exon. Bases 1 to 1221 code for a protein of 406 amino acids. Lineage: Eukaryota; Metazoa; Arthropoda; Insecta; Diptera; Calliphoridae.